Messenger RNA from Cercocebus atys (sooty mangabey), 4302 nucleotides. It is a transcript of the gene CAPN13, whose product is annotated as calpain 13. Gene Ontology annotation, molecular function: calcium-dependent cysteine-type endopeptidase activity. NCBI's taxonomy places the organism in Eukaryota, Metazoa, Chordata, Mammalia, Primates, Cercopithecidae. The coding region runs from base 195 to 2204 and encodes 669 amino acids. Gene Ontology annotation, cellular component: cytoplasm. The transcript is spliced from 23 exons. Gene Ontology annotation, biological process: proteolysis. The record is from RefSeq and is a predicted model, not a curated record.
GAGGGCAGGAGCAAGCAGACACCAGCACUGCUCUUUCUCCAAGACGGCCAGCCGGCUGGCCAUGUUCUCCUCUGCCAGUCUCCUCCACCACUCUCUAUCCCGAGAGCCUGUGGAACCUGCCUGUCUCCCCUCCUCCAUCAGACGCACCUGUCUAGGAAACAGGAAAGGACCUCGGAAGUCUUCUAAGGAGAGUCAUGGCAUAUAACCAGGAGUCUUCAGUGGAGACCUCCAUCAUCAAGUUCAAAGACCAGGACUUUACCACCUUGCGGGAUCACUGCCUGAGCGUGGGCCAGACGUUUAAGGAUGAGACAUUCCCUGCAGCAGAUUCUUCCAUAGGCCAGAAGCUGCUCCAGGAAAAACGCCUCUCCAAUGUGAUAUGGAAGCGGCCACAGGAUUUACCAGGGGGUCCUCCUCACUUCAUCCUGGAUGGUAUAAGCAGAUUUGACAUCCAACAAGGAGGCGCAGCUGACUGCUGGUUCCUGGCAGCACUGGGCUCCCUGACUCAGAAUCCACAGUACAGGCAGAAGAUCCUGAGGGUCCAAAGCUUUUCACACCAGUAUGCCGGGAUUUUCCGUUUCCGGUUCUGGCAAUGUGGCCAGUGGGUGGAAGUGGUGAUUGAUGACCACCUACCUGUCCAGGGAGAUAAGUGCCUCUUUGUGCGUCCUCGCCACAAAAACCAAGAGUUCUGGCCCUGCCUGCUGGAGAAAGCCUAUGCCAAGCUGCUCGGAUCCUAUUCCGAUCUGCACUAUGGCUUCCUCGAGGAUGCCCUGGUGGACCUCACGGGAGGCGUGAUCACCAACAUCCAUCUGCACUCCUCCCCUGUGGACCUGGUGAAGGCAGUGAAGACAGCGAUCAAGGCAGGCUCCCUGAUUACCUGUGCCACUCCAAGUGAGUCAACAGAUACAGCACAGGCGAUGGAGAAUGGGCUGGUGAGUCUGCACGCCUACACCGUGACUGGGGCCGAGCAGAUUCAAUACAGAAGGGGCUGGGAAGAAAUUAUCUCCCUGUGGAACCCCUGGGGCUGGGGUGAGACUGAAUGGAGAGGGCGCUGGAGUGAUGGGUCUCAGGAGUGGGAGGAAACCCGUGACCCGCGGAAAAGCCAGCUACAUAAGAAACAGGAAGAUGGAGAGUUUUGGAUGUCAUGUCAAGAUUUCCAACAGAAAUUCAUCUCCAUGUUUAUAUGUAGCCAAAUUCCAAUUACCCUGGACCAUGGAAACACACUCCACGAAGGAUGGUCCCAAAUAAUGUUUAGGAAGCAAGUGAUUCUAGGAAACACUACAGGAGGACUUCGGAAUGAUGCUCAAUUCAACUUUUCUGUGCAAGAGCCAAUGGAAGGCACCAAUGUUGUCAUCUGCAUCACAAUUGCUAUCACGCCACCAAAUUUGAAGGCAGAAGAUGAGAAACUUCCACUCAAUUUCCAAGUGAUUCCGGCUGGCUCACAGAGGUUCCAGGAGAAAUUUCCACCCGUGUUUUCUUCCCCGUUCGGAAACGUUGUCCAAAGCUCAAAUAAUAAAUUCCGCCGCAACUUCACUGUGACCUACCAUCUGAACCCUGGGAACUAUGUUGUGGUUGCACAGACACGGAGAAAAUCAGUGGAGUUCUUGCUCCGAAUCUUCCUGAAAACGCCAGACAAUGACAGGCACCUGAGCCACCAUUUCAACCUCAGAAUGGAGGGAAGCCCUUCCGAACAUGGCUCCCAACAAAGCGUUUUCAACAGAUAUGCUCAGCAGAGGCUGGACAUUGAUGCCACCCAGCUUCACAGCCUUCUCAACCAGGAGCUUCUGACAGGACCUCCAGGGGACAUGUUCUCCUUAGAUGAGUGCCGCAGCUUGGUGGCUCUGAUGGAACUGAAAGUGGAUGGGCGGCUAGACCAAGAGGAGUUUGCGCGACUGUGGAAGCGCCUUGUUCACUGCCAGCAUGUUUUCCAGAAGGUUCAGACAAGCCCUGGAGUCCUCCUGAGCUCGGACUUGUGGAAGGCCAUAGAGAAUACAGACUUCCUCAGAGGGAUCUUUGUCAGUCGUGAGCUGCUGCGUCUGGUGACCCUCAGGUACAGCGACAGUGUCGGCAGGGUCAGCUUCCCCAGCCUGGUCUGCUUCCUGAUGCGGCUUGAAGCCAUGGCAAAGACUUUCCGCAACCUCUCUAAGGAUGGAAAAGGACUCUACCUGACAGAAAUGGAGUGGAUGAACUUGGUCAUGUACAACUGAAGCAAAGAGGAAAGCAGACCCCACAGCUCAGAAAUUCUUUUUGAGAGAUCUGGCUAGAUUCGGGGUUGAAGACUGACACCCCGGGGCAGAUGGAACUGUCUGAGUUUAAGUUGAACUCUCCUAUACUUGUGAGUUGAGAAUUGUGAGUCUGGAUGUGCCUCUGGUGAGGUGAAAACGCUCAACACCAUUGGCAAGCAUACACCUGGUGGUUACCAGGCACCUUGAGAUGCCAGGGUGUCCAGCCUUCUGGAGCUGGCUUCGGAAGAAAAAUGUAUCCAAUGGGAAACCGACAUGUACACUCCAAGGGGAUAAACCAAGGAGGAGGAAGAGUUGGAAUCCAGGUAACAGAAGAUCCAACACUAGACAGAGGCAGGGAAGUCCAAGGACCAACACUGUGCAGCAGAGCAAGAGAGUGAGCCAUCCCAAGGGAAGCUGGAGGACAGCCUUUGGGGAAAAUGGGAGCAAUCGUUGAUCAGAUUGCUUAAUUAUAGAAAAAAUAAUGUUCAGAGGGAUUUUGAAAUUCUGCUGGAGAGCUUUGGAAGAAUUAGUAGGAUAACGACUUAAACUAAGCAGACAAAAAAGUGAGGCAGUUAUUAACUCCUGGAAGAAUAAAGAGUUACAGAAGAAAGAAAAUGUGAUCCUAGAGUAUUUUUUCAUUCAGCAGUGAACAGUACACAUACAAUUGUAAUAAAAUCAAAAUGGAAUAUUGAUUUAACAGAAAUGUGACAUAAAUAUAUUAGAAGGAUGGAAGGAGGGAAGUUGUAGACAUGAAAGGGGGCUAGAAGCAACCUCGCCCCAUCUUCCAUCAUAAGAAGUCAAUAGGCAUUUAAAAUUGACAAAUCAAGAAUUAACUGCAUAAGCAUAUUACCUAGAAAUACGGAGGUAAACAUCAGAAGAAAGAGUUUAGGGAGGGGAAUUUGGAUAGAAAUGGGACAAGAAGCUGCUAUUUUCCUUUGUGCCUUGUAGCACUCUUUGAAUUUUUAAAUUAUGUAUCUUGGACUGAAUUUUUAUGAAAAAAAAAUAGGCAAACUAGCAAGUAGUCUGUGAGACAAGAGAGAAGGAGAGAGGCAGGGAAGAAGAGUUGAGGCCUCUUUACCCAAUGGGUAGGGCAGCUGACUGAUCAUUGCAGAAAACGUGUCUAUGCACGAAUGUCACUUUAAUCCAAACCCCCUGCACUUGAGAAAAACCACUCUCCUGAAGAAGUCCAAAGCCAGCCAUCUGGAGCUUGCAUGGGACAGAGCUCAGGGCUGUUGCUACCAUAGCAGCCCCUGGCCUCAGCCCUUCCAACCUGCCUGGAGAUGGGAGGAACAUCUCUUCCCCAAGUUUCCCUCCACUCCAGUGCCAGUGCUCAAGGUGCUAAAAUGGGCUAUGAUAUAACUCAAGCUUGGGGCAGGACAGGUGUGGGGGUGCCCUUUAAGGAAUUUUGAAGAAUGGGGUAGGAACAUCCAUUAAGGGGCCAUGGGCAUGUUGGGGUCUGUCAGCCUUGCCAGCAGGAAGUACCAGUGCUUCCUCUACUGUGGGAUGAUCCAGAACCGCAUCUUUGGAAUGGGGAUCCUCUUCUGUGAUCACUCAAAGGAAGAAGUUUCUUUACUCACCCUUGGCCUUCUGCAUUUGCGCCUCCAUGUCUUUCUCUAGGACAAGCUCCCAGUGAUCACUCAAGAAUCUGUCUUUCAUUCUAAGAGACUGUUCUGCCCACUGUGGUUGUGAUACAUCUAAACUGGCCCUGUGUGAAACGGAGUCCAAGCUGUCUUCCAACAGCCUGGGUUCGGUCCUUGGCUGGCCCAGGCCCUGGUAAGCCUGUGGCCACCAAGCAGCUUAUCUGAGCACUUUGGGAUGUGCUCAACCUACAUUGCCCUGGAAAAUGAAGCAGGAGAUGUCUCCCUGUGGGAAAGGAGAAGAGAAGUUGCCUCUGAGUCACCUGUCACCAGUUGGAUUCACUUCUUGGAAGAGCUAAAAUGAGCCAGUUUGCCCACCCUCGGGUGCUAUGGGUGACACGGGAGCUGUCCACUGGGUGUUUGCAGAAUAAUUACACUAUCUUAUGUCUGAAUCCUGAUUAUUUCACAGCUAAAUGGCAAAAAUAAAACAUGUUUCCCAUAAA